This is a messenger RNA of Lachancea mirantina, 1074 nucleotides long. The record is from the annotation of a GenBank genome assembly. Lineage: Eukaryota; Fungi; Ascomycota; Saccharomycetes; Saccharomycetales; Saccharomycetaceae.
AUGACGACUUCUAAAGAGGCAUUUUAUUUUGAUUUAUUGCGAGUUUCCAUGAUCCAACUUCUGAGAUCGCAGGGGUUCGAUAAAGCCCGAAAUUCCACAGUGGACAUUUUUACAGAUUUCUAUGUGAGAUACUUGGAAUUGAUGGUUCGGGAGAUACUUAAACUGUCACAUUUACGUCGAAGCGAAGAGGGUUGUGUUGAAUUGCAAGACAUUUCAUUGGCUUUACAGAACAUAGGGUUUUUAAAACCUGUUGAUGUAUUGGACGUUUAUGACGAAAACCCGGAUCUAGUGAGUGACGUCGCAAUGCAAAAAUUCAAGAGCUGGUGUUCUAGUGCUGGGAACCGGAAUGCCGAGAUCGUGGCGACACCAACACCGGACUUGUUACGUCCGAAGGAGAAAAAUGCAAAACCAUUAUCAGUGAUACCGGAAUACAUCAACCAGGCCAAUUCAAAUUCAGGCUCUGUCAAGAAAACUGCAGACCAUGAGUCUGCCGGAGACGAUAUCUUAGAUCAAAUGAUCAACGGUGGGGAUAUGAGCGAUUGGAUAAGGUUCAUCUUAAGGCGACGCCAAAUUAACAUGGUAGAAAGAGUUUCGGGGAAAGAAUACAAAGAUCUGCGUAGUCUUCCUCCCUUACCGGGUUUCAAAUACUCUGUUCUCGCUCAGGAAGCAGCAGUCCCGACCGCAGAACUUGAACCUGCUACUGAUGGUAAACUUGAAGACUCACAGCUGCGAGAAAAGGAAAAGUAUCUUCUUUCGAAACUUCCCAUCAACAAAACUAAUACGAGACUCGAAAACAUUACACUGUCAUUUGACGAAGUCUCCCAUGAGGAGAUCACAGACCAAAAAGUUCAAGAAGUCUUACAAGAAAAUGAAGAGUUUCUAGAAGAGCAUUAUCACAAUGAAAUACAAGAGUUUGGACAGCUUGACUUAGACGUGAAUAUGGCUCUUGAUGCUAAUCAACAGCCUGAGUUUAUGGGAGAACAAGAUUUCGACGCCAUGUAUAACGCCAAAAAUGGUAUGGAGGCCACCAAUGUGACCUCAGGUAGCCGAAAUUUCGAUUUUGGCGACUUUUAG